This is a messenger RNA of Hypomesus transpacificus, 3411 nucleotides long. It is a transcript of the gene fbxw10, whose product is annotated as F-box and WD repeat domain containing 10. The coding region runs from base 1 to 3411 and encodes 1136 amino acids. The transcript has 14 exons. The record is from RefSeq and is a predicted model, not a curated record. Gene Ontology annotation, molecular function: protein binding. Lineage: Eukaryota; Metazoa; Chordata; Actinopteri; Osmeriformes; Osmeridae.
AUGAAACACUUUGAAUAUCAACAGUGUAUGUUACAAAUCGACUCUGCAAAAGAGGUCUGUUGCAAAGUGAAUGAUGAAGAUUUUCACAUCUGCGGAACUUGCCAAUCAUGUAUCUUCACUUCUAAGCUUUCGGAUUCAACUCAUUGGUUGUGGCGCGCUGGAGACUCGUCCAAACGGAGAUUCCUCACUGGCAUCCUCAUGCGCUGUCAUAGUGUCGACAUUCUUGAAAAUGUUCAAAAUGUUCUUCAAGUGACAUUUGGGAAAGACUUCACCUAUAGUAGGUCUAAACCGAAGCCAAGUUUGCCUAAAGACAUGACCACUUGGAGUUCGGACCGAGCGCUUGAUACAAAAGUUCUUGGUGCGGAAAUGUUGGACACUUGGGAUUGGUUUAGUCGCAGUCACCACUGGAUAAAAUGUAACUAUCUUUUGGGAAUUCUGUCUCUUUGUGACACCGAUCUUCUUCACAUGCUGGGAAACCUAACAAGUGUGCUUUUGGUGAGAGAAAAACGGUCUUUUCUUCAGUUUAACGCUCAGGAUGAUGAACCGGAGGACGAGGCCUCCUCAAUUGCGGAGUCUAGUCACACCUUCAAUUCCCUGGAUCAUCCUGACUUGGAGCUUCUUGUCCGAACCAGUUCCUUUUAUGAUCCAAUAGACCAUGACACUGACUUAAGCACUCUUACUGCUGGGCUGAAGGUUUCCCAUACCUCAGAACUGUCUAAGAACAGGCAGCUUACAUCUGUUACUCCUGGAACCUUAUCGAGCCUUGGCAGAAUGUUCACUAAGGAAGAACAGUGUGAAGCAAGUGACACAGACUCCGAUGACCCUGCUCUCACGGUGGUCCCAAGGUCCUCUAAGUCACUGUCUGGGGUCAGUCGAAACAGAGACUUCAUCCGGGGUCUCCCUGUUCAUAUCGCAAAGUAUAUCUUAGGCUUGCUAGACAAGACCUCUUUGGGCAUCUGCCGAGAUGUCUCCCGACAUUGGCGUUACCUCACAGAGGGUACCCAGGAAGACAUUAACGCCAUAAGAACCAAGCAGAACCAAGCAAUGAUGAUGCAGGGGAGCACUCAUAGUGGACCAAGCCCUGUCUAUGCCAAGAUCCAAGAGAUCCUGGUGCCUCUUCGAGAUGAUGAGAAGCACAUGCACCCUGUUGACUGCUUCUCCAAAGUCCGAAAGGACAGGAGUUUUGAGGCCGUCUACGCGGACGUUCGAACCAAGGUCCUGGAAAUGGAGGAACGGAAUGUGUUCUGCGGAGAGUACAACGUUGCCGUGCUGCUUGACAGGUUAGACAGCUCUCGGGUGGCGGACUACAGCGGGGGGCAGUUGGUGGCCACGGGCUCCAAGGACCGUAGCGUGCGCCUGCUGGACCUGGUGUCCCAGAGGGAGGUGUCCCCCGUCAUCCAGGGCCACGCGGGCAGCAUCCGGGCCCUGCUGCUCUGUGAGCGGAGAGGCCUGCUGAUCAGCGGCAGCUACGACCUCAGCAUCAGGUGUUGGAAUCUAAAGACCGGAGCCUGCCUUGUUUAUCUGUCCGGACACUCGGGCACCAUCAACUGCCUGGACCUGCACGGUAACAGACUAGUAUCAGGUGCCAAAGACUGCCAUGUUAAAGUGUGGAAUUUGCAGACAGGGACGUGCUACAACAAGCUCAAGUUCAAGCACAACAGCCCCGUCCUGUGCGUGAAGUUGAACGAGGCGUUUGUGCUGAGCAGCUGUGAGAAAGGCCUGGUGAAGAUGUGGGACUUGGAGACCGCCUCAGAGGUCAAGGUUAUAGAUGCCCACCAGAGCUCCGUCAAAUGCCUGUUCUUUGACUCUUGGCACAUCCUCUCGGGGGGUUUGGAUGGUCAGGUCAUGGCAUGGAGCACCAACCGUGACAUGGACAGGUGCCUAAUGACCUACUGCCACCCCAAGGAGGUCUUGACGCUGACCCUCCUCUACCUCCGUGUCAUCACCGGAUGCGUGGACGGAAAGAUCCGGAUCUUCAACUUCCUGUCCGGGGAGUGCCUGAGGGUCAUAAGGGCCGGUGGUCAAAAGAGUCCGGUGCAGUCCCUUCACAUCCACAACGACAACAUUGUCGUGAACACACAUAGCAGCGUCAUGCUCUAUCAGUUCGCCAAGAUAGACUGGGACUAUAAGCUGUGCGCUGAGAAGGAUGAGCUGGCGGUCAACACGGGGUCCACUAGGAGCAUACUCCGGAACGUCCCCUAUCCCUCUGUGCGGGCCGAGCGCAUGGCACACGUGGGCACUGCCAACAGGAAGAUUUUCGACAGAGAGGGGACGACGUCUGAAAAGCCUGCCCUGUCACACCACGCCCGGUUCCUGUCUGCCCCCAGCAUGCGGCGGGCACAGGCGGCCCAGCAGGAGUCCCUGAGACCGGCCUCGUGGAGCGAGUUGCAGGGAGCGCGGCGGAGCAUGACCUUCAUAGACCUGCAGCGAGAGUUCAUCAGCCAGCCCCCCUCAGCCCUGGCCCCCGGCAGGCCUGUGAGCGGCUACAGCCGGGACCCCCAGAGCAGGGCCGGCCACAAGGCUAGGACAGCCCCCAGCAGCAGCUCAGCGAGAGAGUCCUUUGUGACCACCAGGUGGGUUAUGACCCAGAGUGAGAAGGCAGUCCUGGAGCGGGUCAAGAAGAGGGGUCCCCAUCGACCCCUGACCUCCGACAACAUCCUGCUGAGGUUGAACAGCGCCAGGAAGCCCACAGACCAGGCGGCCGUCAACAUGGAGCUCAAUGCCAGGGUGCGUGACGCCUGGGGCUCCCCCCCGCCCCCGCCCUCCCCCCCAUCCCCGCAGCACAAGGACCCCCACCCCCCCAAAAAGAAGCCCCACCCCUCACCGCCCCAGGCCUUCCAGGGCAUGACCAAGACCCACGUCCCUCUCAUCACCACGCCCCUGGACCUCAAAACAAGGUUCUCCGUCCACAGGCCGGACGUCCGCUCCAGCCUCCCCUCAGCCACCCUGGUGCGCCCCCAAACAGGCCUGGGCCCUGGAGAGCCUCCGCCUCAGCACCGGCGCCCCCAGAGCUCCCCUAGCCUGGGGAAGGCAGCGCGGAGGGUGGGCGCCUUCACCACGACGGCCCUGGAGGAUUCGGCGGCGCCGCAGCACAUGUUUAUGACGACGAAGUGUGCCCGCCCCGGGCACCGCGUGGACUUCCAGAUGCCGGGCAAGACGACCCCCGCCCACCGGGCUCUGGACCCCUUCAGGGAGCGAGGGGGCUUCAGUCUGCACACUGACAGCCAGCUGGAGGAGGUCCUGAGGGCACAGGCCCAGAGCCAGGAGCGGGACCAGGGGUCCUCUGCUAGGAAGCAGGAGAGGCAGAGGAAGAGGAUGUUGAGGAUGAAGAGGAAAGGUCACCCCAUGACUGACUACACCAAGGAGAACCAGGUGUACGCGCCUGAGCUUGGACCCGAUGCUUACAUCUGA